Molecule: messenger RNA, 4926 nt
Organism: Podarcis raffonei (Aeolian wall lizard)
Lineage: Eukaryota; Metazoa; Chordata; Lepidosauria; Squamata; Lacertidae
Gene: ITPRIPL2
Product: ITPRIP like 2
Exons: 1
Coding region: 1133-2644 (503 amino acids)
Source: RefSeq, a predicted model, not a curated record
AAGCCUCUGAGCCAUCAGGAGAGCAAAAAGCAUUCAGCCAAUGGAUUCAUGGCUGGACUUUGGUGCAUAAAUCCCAGCCCCCAUUCAGUACAAUAAGCAGCAUGCGACCCUAAAAACAACACCCCACAUACUUACCAAAUUUUGGAGUAAUACUAAUUACCAUGGGAAGAUGGAAGCUGCAGGCUGUUAAAGUCUAAAACAAGAAUGUGCGAACCUCAGCCACUCCAGAUGUGACUGAACUCCGGCUCCCAUCAUCCCUGGCAAAUAUGCCCAAAGGCCAGGGCUGAUGGGAGCUGUAGUUCAGCAACAUCUGGAGAGCCAGAGGUUCCCCCUCCCACUCUUGGACUAACUACCAGCUCUGGUUUCACAUCCACCCACCAUCCCAGUCUUUGUGUUAUUUCCUCCCUGAGCUCAUAGAAUAAGUGACGCGAAAAAGUUCCUCUUUCCCACUCGGAAGAGGAAGCUUCAAAAGCCCCAUUCCUCCCCCCCUUAAGUAACGGUCUGCGGGAAGGGCUGGAGAGGGGAAGAGGCGUCGGAGGAGGAGGCCACUUUGGCGCGUGCUCCCCCCGCAUAGUCCCGGGACAGUAAAAACUGGAGAGGAGGAGGCGGCGGCGGCAACGAGACAGGAAACCGCAAAGGAAAGCCGUCCUCCAGGCAGAAAGUUUCAGCCAAGGGAGUUUGGAGAGGACGAGAGAGAGAGGGAAACGCGGGGAACCCGAGAUCUGAUUCCAGGAACGGGGAAGCUCAGCUUCCAAAGUAUUCCUCAGCCCGUUUCAGAGGCGGCUGGAUCCCAGCGCACCAGCAGAUCGGAGAUCUACCGCGCCGGGGGAGGAGGAAGAGGCCGCCCAAGUGUUGUCGGCUGUUGCCGGGAGGAAGGAGGCGGGGGUACCGGCUGCUGCGCCCGGGGCCCUGCAUCGCGCGUCCCGGUGGACGGGAAAGGAUCGCUGGGUAACGAAUGACCUGCUCCCGAUCCGCUACAAUGGCCUGAAGAGAUUUCACUUAAAAACAGAGAACCGUGGCGCUCUCUUGACUACCAGCACCGCUCGAGUGCCAUGCCCUCUGUGCGCGCUCAGAGGCACUCUUUGCGCCGCAGGCUUCCCGACUGAGCUUUCCCGGCGCGCAACGAGGCGCCAUGACCGCCUACAGACUCAACUUGCGCGUCUUCUGGCCGCUGGUGACGUGCGGCUGCACCGCGAUCCUGUACGUCUUGCAAGCGCUGAGCAGCAGCCAAGCCGGCGUGGGCGCGGCCCUCGAGGACUCGGGCUUGGGCGCCCCGCUGCUGAAAGCCUCGCUGCUCCUCUUGCUCCUCCUGGCCUGCUGGGCGCUGCGCUAUCGCGCCCGGCUGCCCGGCCGCGCCCAGAGACCCGCCGGCCUGGCGGAGAGCCCCGAGGGUGCCUGGAGUGAACUUCGACGGCGGCGGCAGCAGCGCAGGCGCGCCUUGCUGGAGGAGUUUUACGAGCAGCAGUUGCGGCUCUCGCCCCACGUGCUGGGCCACAGCAAGGCGCACGUCAGCCUGGUGGUGGGCGAGCUGGUGCGCGCCGGCAAGGCCCAGGACCGGCUGGCGUCGCGCGGGGACUUCGUGCAAGUGGGCAGCGCCUACGAGCAGCACAAAGUGCGCAGCCCGGACUGCUUCGACGUGCUGGUGCCUCUGCGGUUGCCGACCCGCCUGCAGCUGCGGGUGCAGCCCCGUCGGGGGACCGAGGCGGGCCUGCUGGGAGCCUUCGUGUGCGCCCUCCAAGUGGCGGCCGGUUGCGCGCACGACGAGGCGGGCGGCGGCCCCUCUCCGCGCGUGGCGGGGGCGCUGAGCGAGGCGCUGUGCGUGGAGCUGCAGUCGGCGCAGGGCGGCGGGCGCCACCUGUCGUCGGCGCUGGUACUGCGCUGGUUCCAGGGCCACGUGCAGCGGUGCCUGGGGGCCGUGCGCUCCCGCCUCCAGGAGCGCUGCCGGGUCAGCUUGGCCGUCGGGCCCGGGCGCCCGCUCACCUUGCAUAUCGCGCCUCGCUCCGACUACGUCUGUUGCCACCUUUCCAUGGCCGUGCGCCUCACGCCGGCCAUCCCGUUCGGCGACGCGCUCUACCUCACCCCUUUGCCAUCCGCCCAACCACCGGCUCCCGGGAAGCUGGGAGCCUUCUGGACGCUCAACGUCUCCAAACCGGAGCAGAAGCUGCUGGGCUUCUUCAAGGAGCAAGCUCCCGCUGACUCCUGCCACCUCAAGUGCCUGCAGAUCCUCAAGGGGCUGAGGGACCUGGGGGGACGCUCUUUGGAGCAGCCUCUGGGCGCUCAGUGGAACCGAAUCCUUUCUUCCUAUGUCCUCAAGACUGCGCUUUUGUGGCUCCUCCUGCGGGGUCCCUUGCAAGCUUGGGAGGACCAGUUCCUGGUGGAGAGGCUGGAGAACCUCUUCCUGUUCCUCGUGGAAAGCCUGCAGAGGCGUGAGUUGUUGCACCUCUUCUUGGGGAACCCCAAGCUCCCCGAAGCCCUAAGCCUGCCCAAAAUCCUCAAGGAAGCUGCUCCGGUCAACCUGCUGGCUGACUUUGAUGGCCCUACCUUGGACAAGGUGGCCGGCCAGUUCUUAAACACUUGGAAGCAGGCGCCCAAGAUGAUCAGGAUGUACAGUGGCCACAGAUACAGAAGAAAACAUCCUGCCUGAGAACAGAGCAGAGGACUCUCAGUUUAAGGGAGCACCAUUUGGGCUGUGCGUGCCUUUCCUCAAUCUGUGCCCUUCAUAAUAUUAAUUGCAGAGUUGGAAGGGGUUGUAGAGGUCCUCUAGUCCAACCCCUGCUCAAAGCAGGAUUUGAAGUGUGAGAAUAAGCAUCUACAGAGAGAUCACCACCAGCCUUCUGCCUAAACAUCAGCAAAGAAGAGACUCACUAUCUCCCUAAUGGCCCAGCAGCUCUUACCAUUAGGAUGUCCUAAAGCUUAGCUGAAAUCUGCCAUUUCCAUCCUUUAGGUUCUAGUUGUGCCUUCUGAAGCUUCAGACAACAAGUUUUCUGUGUCGUCUUAGUGAGAGCCCUUCAGAUAUUUGAAGACCAUUAUCCUGUCUCCCGUUAUUCUCUUCUCCUGGUGUUAGGGCUUGUUUUCAGACUUGUAACUAUUCUCUGAACCAGAGCCUCCAUGUGUUAUUGAACUACAACUCCCAUUAUCCCUGGCCUAUUGGCCAUGCUUGCUGAAGCUGAUGGGAGUUGUAGUUCAGCAACAACCAGAGGACCAGAAGUCCCCCACGCCUGUGUUGCCUUAAAUGCAUGAUCACACUUAACAUAUCUGUUAAACCUCUUCACACCUUUGAAUGAUGGUUUCUUGGAUGGUUUCAUGGGUGAGAAGAGCCCAGUUGGGAUCAGAUACUGCUUAUAGGUUUCCCAUGGGCAUCUUGUUGGCCACAGUGAAAUCAGGAUGCUGAAGUAGAUCAAUCAUCAGGGCUCUUCUUAUGUACGAACAGGAAUCUGCUAUUGACAUCAACAGCAGCCUCUGUUCCAUAUUCAGUAACAAAUUUUGGGGAAGAGUUUUGUCAGAACUUAUGAAGUCCCUCCCCCUUACAAUCCUGAUCUUCUCCGGUUGCUAUUUUUAAAUAUAUAAAACACAUGUGUACUGUAAUUAUGCAUUUGAUGUAAUGUGUAGUUUGGCCCAUAGGUACCGUACUUUCAUUUGGAAUGUGGUUAAGCCACCACAAUGGGUCUGUCCUACUCUCAUGUUUUCACAUGGUUUUGCUGUCUUUUGAAUGCACCACUUACCAGAUGCAGAGCAUAACAGAGCACAUGGUCUCCUGAUUGUGCUUACCUCUGAUAUCUUAAUGCACGCCAGUGCAUUUGGGAGCAAAUGGUCUACAGUGACAACACAGAAUGUGGGUGCUGUUUUAAAAAAUGACAUCAAAAACAAGUGCAAAAGUUCCCCUUAAACACACAGGUCUGCACUACUGCUGGGUUAUUUUAUGGGCUUCAAAUUAAAUAGAAUAGUUCUGAUAUCGCUAAUCAAGUAGUGGGACAAUUUUGGGAAAAUACUGUGCGUUGCACCCUGAGAGUAAAUACAGGUUUGUCUUCAACCGAGUUCUGCUCAGGGAAUUGAAAUGAGUGGACCUACAAAUUUGUCAUUCUCAUUUACUUCAAUUGUUGUGCUCAUAAUAUGACUGAAGUUUGAUGUAACUCUCACUUUUUUGGGAAGUGAGUCUGGUCCAUUUCCUCUGGAUGUAUCAAGGUGCAGAAUUUCACCCUAAUAAUCACUUGCAAGCCUUCUUCACCCAACAUUUCUUAUUACAAGCUGUUGUGAGGUGGGUUCACCUUUUGGACAUUUGUACCAGCAAGUUGGAAUAUAUGUUGUGCUUGAAGAGGGAACCUGUGUGUGGGAGUAUUGUGCAGCAGCUCCUCUGGGCAGCUUCCCUUUCAGGCAGGUAUGGGGAACCUGUGCCCCCCGAGAUAUCACUGAACUACAACUCCCAUCAGCCUCAGCCAGCAUGCCCAUUGGUCAGGGAGGAUGGGCAUGUUCCUGAAGUCCAGGAACAACUAGAAAAGCACAGGUUGUUUAUCCUUGCUCUAAGGCAUUACUGUGGAAGAAUUUGGCAGCGUGUGCACUAUAUCUUGAAAGCUCGUGUCCUCAAAGAAUUCUGGGCUCUGUUAAGGGUUUGUUAAGCGUUGCUGGGAAUUGUAACCGUGUGAAGUGCUCAUAAUUCUUUUGAAGGGAGUGCAUGUGCUUCAAAUGUGCUUCAAAAGUUUAUACACAGCCGAGAAAGCCAGAGUUGUGUAUGAUAUCCAGAACUGCUCUUGGCCUUGACUCGGAAUGUGCUUAUAGCUACAAGAGCCCUUUAUCUCUAAUGUGGGUGAGGAUUUUUACAUGCCAUUGAGCUCAAACUAUUUGAAGUGAUGUGGUGUGCGAACUCACGGUCUGCACUUAUCUGAACGGCUCAUGUGACCCACGAUCACAUUUUUCCCCCUGCCCAGCUGG